Molecule: messenger RNA, 4266 nt
Organism: Melanotaenia boesemani (Boeseman's rainbowfish)
Lineage: Eukaryota; Metazoa; Chordata; Actinopteri; Atheriniformes; Melanotaeniidae
Product: multiple C2 and transmembrane domain-containing protein 1-like
Exons: 16
Coding region: 2536-4074 (512 amino acids)
Biological process (GO): regulation of neurotransmitter secretion
Cellular component (GO): synaptic vesicle membrane
Molecular function (GO): calcium ion binding
Source: RefSeq, a predicted model, not a curated record
GGCUUGUAGAGGCGUCCUGUAGCCUAGCAACCCCGUCCUCCAGCUGCCCCGUCCUCAGACCCUCUGACAGCUGUGUUUUUAUCUGGUGGCUGCUGAGCAUCUCUGGUUGAUCAGAAGAAACUAAUCAGUGACGACUGUCGGUCAGCUGACUUCCUGCUAUGUUCGUUUCUCAGGAACAGCGUUAAUGUCCCGGGUUAGUUUGACUCGGGGUGUGCUUAACAGAAGAAUCAGAAACCAGAAAAAUCUAAAUAAACCUGGUUAAAAUGUCAGUAUUAAGUCAGUUACUCACCAUUUCUAUCGAUAUUUAGUGCAGGGGUGUUUUACUACCUCCAGAUCAAAUAACUCUUGUCCUUUCAGGAAUUUUUCCUCCAUCCUGGUGGUUUUUCUCAAUAUGGGAUCAUUUUUCGUGAGAACGUUUUUCUGAAAGAACUUGGAAAUUCCUAUUUCAGUUUUUCUUUAGAGCCCGCACUCUACUUCAUGAGCCAGAGGACGGCAGCAGGUAGACACCUUCAAACUGACGGAGUUCAACAAAAAGCAGGCCAGCGUGAGAGGACGGUGGAAUGAAACUAAACCUAGACCCCCGCAGAGAUCCAGGAGAAAAACUGAACCACCUGGAGCAGAACGAGAGCUGAUCUCCACACAACAACAACCGUAGCCAUAGCAACCAUGCCCUGAUGGACACUGAACCCAAACCUGGACCUGCUGACCUCUGAGGACCAGAGCAGGAAGUAAACCCUCCACCAGCCUCCCGAUGGGACGUUUUCAGCCAAACGAAAGAUUUUCCCGGCUCAGACAGGUUCAGUUAGCUCGUGUUAGAAGAUGAUGGAUGGAUGGAUUUCUGAUGGAUCUCAUGAAACUGCUCUCUCUGUUUUCCACCUGACUGCGAGGAGAGUUUCUGUUCUGGGACAUCUCUGGAGCCGUUGCUAUGGUAGCUGAUCGGGAUCGAACCAGCGGCGCGGGUCAUGGGUCCAGUCAGUUGAUGGACUGGUUCAGAUGCCAGGCCGACCAGGAAGCAAUCCUGAGUCGCCGUUUGAAUGACACACCCUCCUGAAGGCAGAGAGGAUGAAGGCGGGCUGAGGCCUACCCACAGUUACCAUGACAACGGUGAAAGUGAUGGACAGCAGUUAGAGACUCCUCCGGGCUCUGGUUGGUCGGUUUUGCUCGGGCUUUGUGUAAAAUUUAUUUCAACAGCACUGAGAGAAGCGAAAGGAGGCAGACUUCGUUUUUACAGGUAGAACAGUGAACGUUCCAGAAAAGGCUCAGAGAAGUUUUAUUUACAGAGUUUGGCUGUAAACAGAUUUCAGAUGUCGGAGGAGGAGCUUGAUGUCAUUAGUGGUAAACAGCUGCAGCAGGCAGAUGUGUCCUCUGAGACGUCCAGCCUGUCUCCACGUUUCAUUCAGGACAGAGAUGAAUGUGGGCGGAGUCUGCUGCAUCUGCAGAGACGGGAGGAAGCGGGGCGUAAAAACAUGGAGGGGUGGAAUGAAAACAGACGGGUGGAGGCCAAAAUUUCAGAGCCGGGGUUCAUUUCUGCUCCUUGACUGAUGAAGCAGAGCGCCUCUUCUUCAUCACGUGACUUCAGCCUCUAGUAAACGGUCCUGUAGUGCCCUCUAGUGGUUCAAAGUUUAAUCUCUGAGUGUAGAAUCCUGCAGGCCCACAUUAAAUAAUCUGUUCUAAUGUAUGUUCAGACCAUGCUGCUCAGGAGGUCCUGGAAACGCUCCACGAAGGUAAAUCUUCACCAUCAUCUUCAUCACCGUGUGUGACAGAGCUGCACGAUGCGUCCGAGUCCCUGAUGUUUUCAGGCCAGAUGAACCCAGAACAAGAAAUCCCUCACCUUCCGCUCUCCACCCUUCACCUCCACCCUCCACCAUUCACCUUCCACCCAUCACCUUCCACCCUUCACCUCCACCUUCCACCCUCCCCUUCAUCCUCCACUCUCUAUCCUCUACUUUCCUACUUUCACCCUCAAUCGUCCAUCUUUUAACCCAUUUAUAUAUAUAUAGUAACUAUAUUUAUUAUUUAAUUAAUGCCUGAAGAUUUUUAGAUUUUCCUUUAUCCUUCUCCUACAUCUUCUCCUACAUCUUCUCCUGCAUCUUCUCCUACAUCUUCUCCUACAUCUUCUCCUACAUCUUCUCCUGCAUCUUCUCCUACAUCUUCUCCUACAUCUUCUCCUGCAUCUUCUCCUACAUCUUCUCCUACAUCUUCUCCUACAUCUUCUCCUGCAUCUUCUCCUACAUCUUCUCCUGCAGGUUCUCCUGCAUCUUCUCCUGCAGGUUCUGCAGAUGGUUCCUGGUGGCCGUCUUUAAAGCUGUGGCUAAAAAUCUAAACAGAUCAUUAAUUUAAAUGUUUGGCCUGAAAACGUCUUAAAUCUGUGUUUCUGCUCCGUCUGCUGGUGGAGUUCUUUCUGUGAAAUGAUCCGUGUUUUCCUGUGUGGACCAGCAGCAGCAGUCCCUGCGUCUCUCUGAGCUCCAUCGGAAGUCUCAGCUCUGGAGAGGAAUCGUCAGCAUUGCCCUGAUCGAAGGGCGAAACCUCACACCCAUGGACCCCAACGGGCUGAGCGACCCCUACGUCAAGUUCAGGCUGGGGCCCCAGAAGUACAAGAGCAAGACGGUGCCAAAGACGCUGAGUCCACAGUGGAGGGAGCAGUUCGACCUCCACCUCUACGAGGAGAACGGGGGCAUCCUGGAGAUCACGGUGUGGGACAGAGACACUGGGAGGAGAGACGACUUCAUCGGACGCUGCCAGCUGGACCUCUCCACCCUCACCAAGGAGCAGACCCACCACCUGGAGCUGCCGCUGGAGGAGGCCCGGGGCUUCGUGGUGCUGCUGGUCACGCUGACCGCCUCGGCCGCCGUCUCCAUCGCCGACCUGUCCGUCACACCGCUGGACGACCCGCAGGAGCGCAGAGAGAUCCUCAAACGCUACGGCGUGAGGGGCUCGUUUUCUAACCUGAAGGACGUGGGCGUCGUGCAGGUGAAGGUGCUGCGAGCUGAAGGACUCAUGGCUGCAGACGUGACCGGGAAAAGUGAUCCUUUCUGUGUCCUGGAGCUGAACAACGACCGGCUGCAGACGCACACCGUUUACAAGAACCUCCACCCGGAGUGGAACAAAGUCUUCACCUUUAACGUGAAAGACGUCCACUCGGUGCUGGAGGUGACGGUGUUUGAUGAGGACAGAGACCGGAGCGCAGACUUCCUGGGAAAAGUGGCCAUCCCUCUUUUAAACGUCUGUAACGGCCAGCAGAAGGCAUACCUGCUGAAGAACAAAGAGCUUACCGGACCCACCAAAGGAGUCCUCUUUCUGGAGAUCGAAGUCAUCUACAACACAGUCAAAGCUGCGAUGAGGACGGUGGUCCCUGCAGAGCAGAAGUACAUGGAGGAGGAGACAAAAGUCUCCAAGCAGCUGCUGCAGCAGAACUUUAACCGGGUCAAGCGCUGCAUCAUGGUCCUCCUGAGCUACGGUACCUACAUCAACAGCUGCUUCGAGUGGGAGUCUGCAAGGAGGAGCAUCAUCUCCUUCCUGCUGUUCGUGGUGGUGGUGUGGAACUUUGAACUCUACAUGCUGCCUCUUGCCCUGGUGCUGCUGCUGGUGUGGAACUACUUCUUCUCCUCGAGCAGAGACAUGGACGACAUAUCCAUGGAGGCCAUGUUUGAAUGGGACGAUGAAGAGGAGGACAAAGAAGACAAGGACUCUGAACACAAGGGCUUCAUGGACAAGCUGUACGCCAUCCAGGACGUGUUCAUCAGCGUGCAGAGCGCUCUGGACGAGGUGGCCUCGUUUGGAGAGAGGAUGAAGAACACCUUUAACUGGACAGUGCCUUUCCUCAGCUGGCUGGCAAUCACUGCUUUAUGUUUGGCCACUCUGCUCCUCUACCUCAUACCUCCACGAUACCUGCUGCUCGCCUGGGGUGUGAACAAGUUCACCAAGAAGCUCCGUGAUCCGUACAUGAUCGACAACAACGAGCUUCUUGACUUCCUGUCCAGGGUGCCGUCGGAUGUUCAAGUGAUGCAGUAUCACGAGCUGAAAGUGGAUCCUGGACAAAGUCCCAACAAGCGUCGCAGGACAAACCAGAGCUAGCUGUACACUUCCAGCUGUGAACACUGUAAAAAAUGUGGUUUCCAUAUCGUAUUCUUGUAGAUUUGGACGAUUCUGCAGAGCUCUAAUGGUUUUUUAUGUUUCUGUGGAGAGACACUGAAUUAUUUUCUAACUCAGAAACAGACUGUUUAUGUUUAUUUCUGGAAACAAGCUGAGCUCUGGCGUGUUGUUUCU